GCUCGGUUUGUCUUCUUCCCUAUCUCCUGUUCGCUUUAGUUCUAGCUAUGUUCAAGGGAGCAGCGAAAGAGGCCCAAAGGGCUGCAAUGUUAAUGAAACAACGUGAAAAGGAGCGUCAAGAUAUAGAAUUUCAGAAGAAACGUCUUGAAACUGAAUUAAGAGUCGGCGAAAUCACUGAUAAGUUUGCAGUCCACUAUGAUGCAAUUGAACAUCAACUCAAAACGGAGACGCGACUAUUUAAGAUUGGAUUGGUAACUCUUGAUGAAAUGAAAGCUAGACAACAAGCUUUUUUGACUAUGAGAGAGAAAGAAAUAGCAGCUGGAAAACUACAUGAUUCUAAGUUAAAAGAAGGCAGUGGUGAUCGUAAGGCCAAAUCUCAAGGACCCGCUCAAUUUUUUGAGGGUCCUGUAUCCUUUGCAUUAGAUGAUGAAAGUAUGUCUGAAAAUGAAGGUUGUGAGUCACCUAAACUUACACCUGAUUCCAGCAAAAGCAAAGCCAAAUUGAUUUCUUCACAGCCUAGCUCGGGAUCAGAUGAUCAAGAGAAUUAUGAUCAGAUUGCUAAAAGGAGACGUCUUGGCAAAAAUCCUCUUGUUGACACAAGUUUUCUCCCCGACAUUGAUCGUGAUGAGGAAGAGCGACAACUAAGAGAACAACUGAGAGAAGAGUGGGUUGCUAAACAGGCUUCAAUUAAAGAAGAAGAAAUAAGUAUAACAUACAGCUACUGGGAUGGAUCUGGCCACAGAAAGGUAGUUAAAAUGAAAAAAGGCCAUUCUAUUCAUCUGUUUUUGCAUCGUUGCUUGGAGCAAUUGCGCAAGGAUUUUAACGAAUUAAAAUCUGCUACUGCUGAUCAGCUC
Messenger RNA from Protopolystoma xenopodis, 854 nucleotides. The record is from the annotation of a GenBank genome assembly. Lineage: Eukaryota; Metazoa; Platyhelminthes; Monogenea; Polystomatidea; Polystomatidae.